Messenger RNA from Truncatella angustata, 1731 nucleotides. Its product is annotated as CoA-transferase family III domain-containing protein. The transcript has a single exon. The record is from RefSeq and is a predicted model, not a curated record. Bases 1 to 1731 code for a protein of 576 amino acids. Gene Ontology annotation, molecular function: catalytic activity. Lineage: Eukaryota; Fungi; Ascomycota; Sordariomycetes; Amphisphaeriales; Sporocadaceae.
AUGUCCCAAGAACCCAGAAUCCCUGACGUCUACGGUCCUGGGACCUACACCGAUCGGACUUUCGUUCCAGUACAGCAGGAUACGGAGCGUAUAUUCAGACUGAUUGCAUCGCAAACGCCAGGCUUCACUCAAGAUGAAAGGCUUCUCUCAAAAGUCAAGUUCGUCGGAGAGGACUUCCCUGUCAUUCCGGGCCCUCUCAAGGCGACGUCUGUAGCGGCAGCUUUACAUGCUAUGGCCGGUGUCGUCGCUGACGAGAUCCUCACAAUUCGCGGAGCUGAGAACAAGGACCGCCAAAUCACGAUCAACACAACCCAAGCGGCUUUCUGGUUCGGUUGCAUCGCUACAGCCUACCUUGAUGGCAAAGAUGUUGUUACUCUUACUAAGAACGGAGAGCUUAAGAAGCUUGUCCCUGAUUGGGAGCAAGGCUGGACGAGCACGCCACUGAAAUACCGUACGACGGGCCUUUAUCCUACUUCAGAUCCCGAGACUUGGUACUCGCUACAUGGCUCCAUGAAUGCCGAUCCUGUCCUCAAGUCAAUCGGCAUUGAUCCCUCGACACCUGUUACUUCAAAUCAGGAGGCAGCUGAACUGAUUGCCAAACACACUAGCCAACUCACUCCCGAGAAAUUGGAGUUCACCAAUCUUCUGAACGGCUUCUGUGGUAGUGUAUGCUUCAGCCCUAAGCAGUGGAACGAGAGUGAGAUGGGCAAGUCGCUUGCUGCUCACCCUUUUGUUAACGUCAAGCCCCAACCCCAGGCUAUUCCUACCCCACCAGUGGCAUUCCCUCCUGUGGACGCCAGCGACAAACGCCCUUUGGCAGGUGUCAAGGUUGUGGAGAUGACCCGUGUCAUUGCUGGUCCACAGAUUGGUACUAUGCUGGCCAGCUUCGGCGCGGAUGUUAUUCGUGUCAACCCACCGCAUCUGCCCGAUAUCAAUAUCAUGCAGCUUACACUCAAUGCGGGUAAGCGUACUAUUGCCAUCGAUCUGAGGAAACCAGACGAAGCCGCAAUUCUACAGUCUCUUAUUGCAGACGCAGACGUCUUCAUUCAAGGAUUUAGACUUAACAAGUUGCCCAAGUACGGUCUUGGUCUGAACGAUAUUCUCAAGCUUGCGGGUGAACGUGGUCGUGGCAUCGUAUAUGUGUCCGAGAACUGCUAUGGCCCUGACGGCUACUACGCCGAACGUCCUGGCUGGCAGCAAAUCGCAGACGCGGCUUCUGGUGCUGCCUACGUCACUGGGCGUUCGUUGAACCUACCAAACAAUGAAGCCGUGCUGCCAUCCUUGCCCAUCAGCGACAUGACUACAGGUGUCCUCGGCGCUCUUGGUACAUUGAUCGCCUUGCGAGACCGUGCCACUAAAGGCGGAAGCUAUGCGGUGCACUCUUCUCUCACUGCUGUCAACACAUUUGCCCUCAAGCCGGAGGUUGGUCUCUACUCUCCCGAGACUGUUGCAAAGUGCGCAGAGCGUUUCCAAUGGACUGAGAUGCGCGGAUCACACCACGUCCUAGAUCUGUUGAUGACCGUGUGGGGCGGCUGGAAACGUGUUCUUGGCGACCAUCUCGAGGAGUCCAGUGGAUGGUUCCAGAGCUUCGAAGGGAGUGCAUACGAGGGCAAGAAACUGAGCAUUCUGAAACCAAUUGUGAGCCUGAGCGACGCUGAGAGCACGCCAAGAUGGUCCACUCCUAGUGUGCCAUAUGCUUUCGAGAAAUCCGAGGGAAUUUCUUUCAGAUAA